AUGUCUUCGACUCACAAGCAAACGAGACCCCAUGAGAAGCAUCCUCAGUUCGGCCAUCUACCGCUGAGCACCAGUGGUCCUCUGGACUGCGCUCUCGUUGGGUCCGCUCUAUGCAAUUCACCUCACUUCAACAAAGGAGCGGGUUUUACGGCUGAGGAGAGAAGGACGUUUAAGCUUACUGGUCUUCUUCCACAGAAUAUUCAAUCAUUGGAUCAACAGGUUAAGAGGGCUUAUCAGCAGUACUCGACUCGCCAGGAUGACUUGGCUAAGAAUACUUUCAUGACAAGUAUGAAGAAUCAGAAUGAAGUUCUUUUCUACAGACUUAUCCAGGAUCAUUUGAAAGAGAUGUUCUCCAUAAUUUACACUCCAACGGAAGGUGAUGCCAUUCAGAACUAUUCCAGGCUCUUCCGCCGAGCAGAAGGCUGUUUCCUGAACAUCAACGAUGUUGAUAGAGUUCACGAAGACUUGGCGCAGUGGGGAGAGCCCGAAGAUAUAGAUUACAUUGUGGUCACUGAUGGCGAAGAAAUUCUUGGGAUUGGAGAUCAAGGUGUUGGCGGAAUUCUCAUCUCAGUCGCAAAAUUAGUUUUGACAACUCUAUGCGCUGGCGUUCAUCCAAAUCGUACUCUCGCCGUGGUCUUAGACUGCGGAACUAAUAACGAGGAACUUCUUAAUGAUGAGCUCUAUCUUGGCCUAAAGCAAAAAAGGGCGAGUGGAGAGAAGUAUGACAAGUUCGUUGAUACUUUCGUUCAAAGUGCCAGAAAACUGUAUCCAAGGGCGUACAUCCAUUUCGAGGAUUUCGGAUUGACCAAUGCGAGAAGAAUCCUGGACAAAUACCGACCCCAAAUGGCUUGUUUCAACGACGAUGUCCAAGGCACUGGAGCUGUCACUUUAGCUGCUAUCAUGGCUGGUCUUCACGUAUCUAAUAUUAAGCUGACAGACAUGCGCGUGGUGAUUUUCGGUUCGGGCACUGCUGGAACUGGUAUCGCAGACCAAGUACGUGAUGCAAUUGCCGCAGAUAGUGGUAAAAGCAAAGAAGAUGCCGCAAAGCAACUCUGGUGUGUCGAUAAACCAGGUCUUCUCCUAAAAUCUCACGGCGACAAACUCACCCACGCCCAAAUCCCCUACGCACGCGAAGACUCCGACUACAAAGGCACCAGCACCUCCGACCUCCUCUCAGUAAUCAAAGCCGUAAAACCACAUGUCCUAAUCGGCACCUCCACCCAACCCAAAACCUUCACCAAAGAAGUAAUCCAAGAAAUGUCCUCCCACGUCGACCGACCCAUCGUCUUCCCCCUCUCAAACCCCACCCGACUCCACGAAGCAGACCCAAAAGACAUCAACGAAUGGAGCAAGGGCAAAGCCCUCAUCGCCACCGGCUCCCCCUUCCCACCCGUAUCCUACAACGGCAAAGAAUACGAAGUCGCGGAAUGCAAUAACAGCACCUGUUUCCCUGGCAUCGGACUCGGCUGCGUUCUUUCUCGCAGUAAACUCCUAAGCGACAAGAUGCUCGUCGCGGCUGUGAAAGCCCUGGCUGCGCAGUCGCCGGCACUGAAGGAUCCAUGUAAGGGGUUGCUGCCGGAUGUUAGUGAUGUUAGGGAGAUUAGUGUGCAUAUUGCGCGCGCGGUUAUUAGGGCUAGUCAGGAGGAGGGGUUGAAUAUGGAAACGGAGAUUCCGGAGGGCGAGGAAGAUUUGGAGGAGUGGGUUAGGGAGCAGAUGUGGGAUGCUAGUUAUAGGCCGUUGAGGUUGGUGAGUAAGGAGACGGCUAGUAAGGAUGCUAAGGGGCAGUUGGGGAGUGCGGGGGUUGAGUAG
This is a messenger RNA of Glarea lozoyensis ATCC 20868, 1809 nucleotides long. RefSeq names its product Aminoacid dehydrogenase-like, N-terminal. NCBI's taxonomy places the organism in Eukaryota, Fungi, Ascomycota, Leotiomycetes, Helotiales, Helotiaceae. The record is from RefSeq and is a predicted model, not a curated record. Gene Ontology annotation, cellular component: mitochondrion. Bases 1 to 1809 code for a protein of 602 amino acids. Gene Ontology annotation, molecular function: malate dehydrogenase (decarboxylating) (NAD+) activity; NAD binding. The transcript is spliced from 5 exons. Gene Ontology annotation, biological process: pyruvate metabolic process; malate metabolic process.